CUCCCCCGCCCCUGGCGUUCUCUCCCUCCCCUCUUUCUCUUCCCCCUCCCCUUUCCCAGCCUCCCCUCUUCUCCUGCGGGGCCGCCUGUGCUAGAUCUCCACGCCCCUGCCGUCUUUGCCCCUCCUCCCCCUGCUACUGUCUGCCUUUUUUUUUCUCUCCCGCCGCAUGGCCCUGUCUGCGCCUUCCCUGCCAUGCAUUUCCCUCCGGACCCCGGGCGAAGCGCCGCCCGGGCCGGGCGCCGUCUACUGCUCCUGCUCUUCUCCAUGCUGGCUCUUUUGCUGAUGGUCGGCUCGGCAUUUGCCUCCUCCACCGGCAUCGGCCGUGGGGACUCCUCCGAUAGCCCCUUCCUGAAGGCACCGCUGGUUCCCACGUCCGACUAUGACGAGUCAAUCUUGGCCCUUGGUGAUCGAACGUCCCUGUCGGCCGGCCUUCGGCCAUGGGUCUGGCUGGCGGCCAUCCUCCGGUCACCCACGCGCUUGCGCAUCCCGGACAACACCUUCGUUGUGCCAUCUUAUUAUGAGCCGCUUUUCCCGGUGUCCGCCGCCGCCGCCGCCGCCGCCCCCACGGCCGACAGCAGCCAGGAUCCCGGAGCACCUCUCUUCACAAUUGGCGAGUUUGCCGCAGACAACGUCGUCCUCCUGAUUAUUCUCUCCAUCGCCGCGCUGCUGGCGCUCUUCUUCCUGAUCCUGGCCAUUGUCUUCUUCCCCUGUCGGUCGUUGGCCUGCUGCGGCGGAGCCGACCGCGCGCAGAAGCCCUACUCCCGGUCGGACCGGAUCUUCUCGCUAGUCAUCCUGGCCAUUGGGUCCGGUCUGAUCGCGGUCUUUGCGGGGCUCGGCAUCGCCUCCAACACCUUCACUGCCGAGGCCAUGGGCUCCUCGCUGCACCUGUCGGCCGGUGUGUAUGACCAUCUGGAUGCCUACCUGCCAGUGCUCAAUGCAACGGUCGAGCAUACUCCGAUCAGCUUCGGCCAGCUGGCCAGCAGCGCCUUCACCGUGGCCUAUGACCCGAUCGAGACGUUUGCCGGGCAGGAGGGUCUUCUGUGGAUCCAAUCGCGCGAGGUGGCCGCCGCAACGGCCAACUUCGAUGCCCAAGCUGACCAGGUCAUCGAUCAGGCCGCCAACUUCGACAACGCCGCCAACGACUUUCAGGAUGUCUUCAAUCGGUUCCUCGAUGAUGCGGCCCAGCUGGACGAUGUUCAGCGUUUGAACGCUGCUCUGGUUGAUGCCUAUCGGGCUCCCGGGCCCGGGCGCCCAUGGGCUCUGCGUGGCGGAGAUGCCGCCUGCGACUUGCUCGGGGUCUCCGGCACGGCACUCUCCACCGAGGAGGCUGUUUUCGCGGGGUCCGACGAAAUCGAGGAUAUCCUGAUUGAUGCCAUUGGCAACAACAACAUCGAGGAGGCCUCGAGUGAUUUGACCUCCGCGAUAGACAGCAAUCUCGGGGAUUUCGCCGGCCGCAUUCAAUCUUACGGUGACCUCGUCCGAGACAGCGUCACCAGCAUGCAGGAGGAAAUGGCCGGGUCCUAUCAGACCUUCCACCUGAAUGCGGCCCUUCCGACAGCGAACACAAUCCAUUCCACCACCGACCUCCUUAUGCAGGCCAAGGACACGUACAUCGAUCCGUAUGAGCCAUACAGAUCGAGCAUUGUCCUUGCUGUCUUCAUUGUUCCCUGUGUGUUGAUCCUCCUGGUCCUGGCGACGAUCUCCCUGCGCUUCACCCUGGCAUCCAAGGUGGCAGUUAUUCUGUCCUUCAUCUUCGCGGCUUUCACCUGGGCCGCCUUCGGGCUGCAUUUCGUCCUGGCCCUCGGCGCGUCUGAGGCGUGCGAUGUUGUCGACUCGGGCGAGAUCUCCCCCAUUUUCAGCGAUGUCGUCGGCAUCAAUCCUGACACCUUCACCGAGCUGGUGCACACAUUCGAGUCCUGCCGGCAGCCCGGGGAUGCGACCCUCCUGCGGGCCUUGAGCCUGGAGCAUCUGGCCGAUUUCUCCGCGCCCCUUGGCGCCACCCUGGCAACGGUGGACACCUUCGGCCCGGAUGUCCAGCGGUAUGUCGACCUGUCGGCCACCACCCUGGCCCUGAGCCGGCUGGAGACUUCCGCCGGCCCGGUGUUGGAUGCUCUUCAGUCGACGGAGACCUCUCAGUCGCCGCUGGCCCGGCGCGAGGCGGUGGUGGGCCGGUACCGCGGGCAGGUGCACCGACUCCGCGAUCAACUGGCCGCUUCGCGGACCCUCCUGGGAUUGCUGCAGGCCGGGCCUGGCAGCGGCACCUUUGACCGAUGUGUCAUUCUGGCCGACUCCACCCCGGAUGCCGGGGCCGCGGCUCAGAUCGAGCUGGAGAGCCUGCUCCAGCGAGCGGACGCCCUGACCAUGCGCUUCGAAGCCGACGUCCUUGGUCCGAACAGUGAUCCUCGGCCGGCCUUCUCCCUGGUGGAGGACCAGUCGGAGAUCUUGGAUGUCGGCCUUACGGGGCUGCUGGAUGCCACGCGGAUGGCCGGGCCGCAGGCGGCCGCCGUGCGCGCACAGGCAGACCACUUCGCGGCGACCACCCUGCCGGGGUUUGUCACGGUCCAGGCGCCGGUCUUGGCGACGACCUUCACCCAGCUGGCCACCGAUGCCGGGGUUUCCUUGCAGCACCUGGCCGAAUGCCGGUGGAUUGGCCAGGACUCCCUGGCCGCGCGGAACCUCUUCUGUGCCGUGACCCUUGGAGCUCUGGAUGGUCUGUGGCUGUCGCAAAUCCUGUUUGCCGUGUCUGGUGGUGUUUUCAUCGCCGGCAUUGUCAUGGCCUCCAUCCGGUAUUCGCGGCUGGUGGCCGACUACGAAGACAAUGAGGAUGAGCUGGAGCUGGAGGAUGGCCAGGCUGGACCUGGUGGUUCGGGCGCCGGGGAGUCCUACCGGCUCCAAACUCUCCGGCGGAAGAGCGAGUCCAAGAAGCGUCGGAAGCGUCGGCGCAAGCGGUCGCAGCAACGUCGUGCCGCUGCCAAGGCCGAUGAGGCGAUUGCCGGCGGGGCGACCGGCGCCCUGGCCGCCUCGCCGUCCGGCUCGCUGCCGUCCCCCGGCUCCGGGGACCUGUCAGGCGCUUCGGUGUCGGCCGCCGGUCUCGGGGCCAAGGGCGGCAAGUCCGAUGGCGGGCCUGCCCGCGGCCAUGAUUCCUUCUCCUCAUCCUUUGAUGACGAUGACGACGAGGAUGACGAUGACGAUGACGAUGACAGCGACAUUGACCCGACGCGUGGGGCCACCACCGCCUUCGACUUCAGCGACAGCGAGGAUGGCUCUCUCACGGACGUCGAGUUUGAUGGGGACGAGGAGCCGGAGCGCCCGCGGCCACCCUCGGCGGCUGAAACCUUUGCCGUGGCCACCGGCUUGCCCCCUCCGCCGAUCACCAUCACACCGGCCGACGCGUCUUCCUCAUCGGCCGUGAUCAUCGACUUCUCCUCCGACUUGCAGUUGAAUGACAGCAGUGUCGUGGAUCUCCGGUCGCAGGAGGCCGGGGGGUUCCUCUCCAUCAGCACCGGCGGCCCGCCAGGCACGCCGGGCUUCUAUUCGCAUCCUUCCUCCCCGGGGAUCAUGCGCCCCAACACCCCGCUGGCUGGCGGGUUCUUUGAUUUCAGCUCCACCCCGGGCACUGGGCCGCCGACCUGAUGAUGAGGAAGAAGGCGGCACGGCUUCGGCGAUGUGUUGGCCUGCGUUGCGCCCUCCCUUUCUCUCUCUCUCUCU
Messenger RNA from Fonticula alba, 3708 nucleotides. RefSeq lists its product as hypothetical. The coding region runs from base 193 to 3633 and encodes 1146 amino acids. The record is from RefSeq and is a predicted model, not a curated record. Gene Ontology annotation, molecular function: volume-sensitive chloride channel activity; intracellularly calcium-gated chloride channel activity. NCBI's taxonomy places the organism in Eukaryota, Rotosphaerida, Fonticulaceae. Gene Ontology annotation, cellular component: plasma membrane. The transcript has 7 exons.